GUUAAAUAUGGCUGCUGUGUAUUCGUCAUGUUUUGUGUCGUAUUUUACAUGAAUUUUAUAAAUAAAUGGCAAAAUGAGUACGAUUAGUAAUUAAUGUGAGACAAUAUUAAAGUUAUUAAAUUAGAAAACAUUGUUGGAAUAGCGCAUAAGUGUCAGAAAUCAUCAUGUCUUCAGACAAGGCUACUGAAAUAAAAGGCAAUGAGAUCGAUAAAACCAAACGUCGUCAUAAAACUGACGACACUGUUAUUGCGACAGCGGCAACAAACAGUGUUGAAGAUACAGUGCAAUUUGUGAAGAUGGAGAGCGCGGACGAAAGCGCGGGCAAGCCCACAGAGCUAUGUCUUCAAGGCAACGCUCACUUGAUUUCUAGUACAACGAGUAGUUUGGCCGAUACGCCUGGUGAUUCUGGUGUUUUGUGUUUAGAUAGUGAAGCCUCGGAGGCCACCAGCCAGGCGCUUAUGUCGCACAGUCUCAUAGGAGCCGAGGAAUUAGCCUGCGACAGUGUUUACGAUGCGCCGCCGUCUUGUUCUCAAGACAUGAUCAAGAGUACCACUAGUAGCAUUAUGACCCGCAGUGAUAUCGACAACCAAAACAUUGGUGCACCUGAAGACAUCGUGCCAGAAUUAAUUGUUGAGACUAAUAAGAAACCAAGUCCAUAUGAAAACUUGCCAGAUUUAGUGUUAAAAGCAUUAGAAAGUGAAAAAGGUGCAGAUGAAUCUCGUAAGCCAGCUCUGAGGAAUGAACCUAAGAAGUCUUUGUCUGAGGAUAUUGUUUACAGACGAAGAUGUCGGAAAAAAUCCCAAAGUGGACCUAGUUCACAGAAGAAAAGAGUAUCAUUCCAUGAGGAUAUAUUAAACAAUACUAAAACUGAUAAUAUUCACAUUGAAAGAGGUUUUGUAUCUUAUGGACCUGAUAGUUCAUACUGUGACAGGUUUAGGCAGAAGAAUAACAUUGUAACAGACAGGUUCUCAUGGUGUGCUUCUGGGGAUAGGACACCAAAGUAUGCAGCUGAUGUUGCUCAACAGACUAUGUCAGAUAUCCUCACUUAUGGUGAUUCCAAAAAUGACAGGAGUGGUAUAUUUGAAUACUGUCAGGAUUAUGAACAAGAAAAUCAAGAAAACAAUAACAAUGACAAAGACAACAAUAAUGAACCCAGGCCUACUGGGAAACUGUAUGGAUGUGACUCAAACAGCUCAGACUCUAAUUUCAGCUGUGACUCUGAAACCUCAUCCAGUGACUCAUCCUCCUCCCAUUCUAAUAAAACUGAAACUUCAAUGCUCCACAGAAAGUGUGACAAAGCUCAGAAAUCCUAUUCUUGUGAUGCAUUUGAAAAUAAUGGGCAUGUUGCAUUCAUGAGGAAAACAUACUUCUCUGAGGCUGAUAUUGACCAAUCCACUGAUCGCAUGAAGAUGCCUCUUGAGGUGUCACACAGUCCAAACACAGUUAAAUCUGUACUGAAGAAGAAGCGCUACAUAACUACUAGUAUUGUAGAGGAAAGGAAGUCACAUAACAAAGUAUUAAAUCUAUUGGAUGCCAAUAACAUCAUAGACUCUUUGAAGAAUUUUUACAAGAAUUUCAACUUUAAUUUUGCACCAGAAAAAGGUUUGCCUGAAAAUAGUUUGGAAUUGAAUAAUGUUGUAGAAGCUCUACCAUGUGAUGUUAAUCACAACAAAAAGCUUUCUAAAAGCCUUGACUCAGGAUUCCAGGCUGAAGAUGAAGAUGAUUUUGUGGAAAUCAAUCUGAAUGGCCAACCUUUGGAGACUGUGAGACCUAAGGAAAUGACAACACCAUCAAAAACUGCAGUGGCAGGUGACAGGACUCCCAAAGAAGGAUCUCCAAGACAUAAGCUGACACUCAACAUGAAGACUCAACUUGAUAAGAAACCCAACAAAGCUGAUCUCCCACCCCUUAGCAAAUAUGUUGUGAAUUGUGAGAGCACAGUUUAUGAACACAAAGGAGUCUCUUACAGUUAUGUUCAUGAUACAUUCCAAACUGCUUUUGAUGCACCCAAAGAGACUUUCGUCCCUAUACCUGAAUCCACUCCUGUGACAGAGUUAGUCACUAGCACAAGUAAGAUAGACCUCACUAAAUCCAAUGAUACUGACUCUUCUAGUAAGACAUCAACACCCAAGAGACAAUUCAAAAAUAUUCAAGACGAGACUGAACAAAAGAGUGGCAUUUCCAAGCAUUUGUCUUCACCAAAGAAACAGAAUGUAAACAGGUACAGUCGUAAAUCUGCGUCAACAUUACAAAAAAUGAAUGACGAGCCAGCGCAAGUGAAUAGCGACAACUGUUCAAACACCGACAAUUCAACCUUGAAGGGUGCCGAGGACUUUAAUGACGACUUCUUCGACAGUCCCGGCAAUCAAAAGCUGCAGUCCAACAAGUCUGCGUUAUUGAACCGGUAUCUGAAGAAUGUGUGUCAAAGGAAAGACCUUGAACUUAAAAUAAAGAACAAUAAGUUCUUUCAAUUCAAACUUCGAAUGGAGAAACAUUUCCCGAGCAUUAUAUUUCCUAUGAAAGAGGUGUCUGAUACAUUCCACGUGUCUGCUGAACGUAUGUCGAGGCUUAUAGACAAAGAGGUGAUAGAGAACAAAAGGUUGUCAGUGAGGCUGCUGACAGCGGACGAGCCGUCCUACUUUGAUAGUUUCGAAGAUAACGUCGCCAUAGAGUGUAAUGAAAAGCUCAGGCUGCAAAUAUUCUCGUAUCCAAAUGAAACUUUAAAUAGGAUGAUGAAAGUGAAAUCACCAUAUAAUAUGGAUGAUGGAUCUUGGACGCCUCUGCUGGUUUUCAUCACGGACUACGCGUUGUACGUGGCGAGCGUGAAGCCUGGAGGUACCGAGUACGACAUGCUGUGCCGGCUACCUCACAAUGAGCUGGAUGCUAUCGUGGUGGGUCCUGAAGCGCAGUACAUCCAGAUCCUAGACAUCGCUGGCAACAUUGCGUGUUCAAUCAUCACUGGUGAGGCUUCGCUCGGAGCUCGGUUUGCAUCGUCUUUGGAAUGGAGUGCAAGGACCUCACCGCUGAGAAUCCAGCGACCACCAGCCAUGAUACCGCUUGGAUGUAGGGAGUUGGCUGCUGCGGUUGCUAGGAAGAGGCAUGAGAGGCGGAUACCACAAAUCUUAUUCUACGGGCGCGUAUGUUCUGGUGACGCGGGCGACCGACUCAUUGAGGCACCGGGAGCUUUUGCACCUCCUUUAGAGGGAUACCUCAUGUGCAGGACAGAUAGGAGUAGGCGAUUUGAACCCUGCUACUUCUUAUUAAGAGCCGGUGUCUUACACUGGGGUCCUCACUCCCCGGACGGCACAUCACCCCUCCCAAAUAACAUUGCUCUCCGCUCCGUACUUGGAGUUCGAAGACACCUGGACUCCUCGCGCCGACCGCAUUGCUUCGAGAUCGCGUUAGCAGACAAUAGCAGACUAUUGUUAGCAGCUCCUGAUGAUGCUACCGCGUCUUCUUGGCUGCAAAGCUUAUUGUUACAUGCUGCUCAGGCUCUCGAAGAAAAGGACGGUGCAAAGAAAUCAAGCGACCGGCCUGGUCCUCCACCAGCUUGCACGGUGCUUGUUACUCCGACCGAAGUUAUCAGCGUUCGCGACACGCUGGAUCUCGCCUUCGUAUCCGGGGCCGCCGCAUACCUCAAGGACAGGGGCUCCGAUGCCUUGCUCAAAGAAUACAUAGAGGAGAUGCGUACAGACAUCGAGAUCCUAGCGUGCGGGUCUAUAAAGAACUUGACCGCUUUCAAAAUACCAGACACCGAUGAGAACUGGUGUUGUUUGGAGUGGAGUGUAUGUGAAGCUCGCGAGCGUGGCGCGGGGCUGGCGCUAGUACUGGCCAGCGGAGCCGAGCUGGAGAGGUUCAUCGCCGCCGUCGAACAAGCAUUCUGUGCGCUCACUUGUGAGCCAUUCCCUUUAAGUGUGGUUGAAGCAGCCAAGUCCGCGUGCAGUUCCGCCCACACGAAGUAUGAAGCCGCCUGGUCACAUAUGUUACCGCAGCAGUAACUCGAUAACAUAUACACAUCACUAGUGGUAAGAUUACAUUCGCUAGGUACUCAGUAACUAGGGAUGUGGGCUAGAAUAUUUUUAUCGAUAUCGAUAAAUGAAAAUUAAAAUCAAAGUACUUAAAUGUAUAGAAGUUAUCGAAAUUCUAUUUGUUUCCUUAAGAAUAUGUUUGUUGCUGUUUAUAAAUUGGUCGUCAUGUUCCUAGAAAUUAAAUCUUAUCACUAGAAUGUUACGGUUUAGACUUAACUGUUAUAGGAAAUGUGAAUUUUGAAUUUUAGUUUUAAUUGUAAGCGCUUUUCGCCUUGUUCUCAUAAAUAGAAAUAGCGUAUUUAGAAUGAAUAACUAAAUUUAUCUUCAUUUUGACAACACCAUAUAGUAUUUAGUCAAAAGUUGUUACCUGAAUUUCUCUUACAAAUCUCAAUUUAAAAUUACGUAUCAUAUACUAACGUAGAAGUUUUCGAAUACUCACAAUCAUCUUAGAAUAAAUUUUUCCCUCAAUAUCAUCGAAUUGGUAGAAUUCCAGUCAUAGACGUAUAUACUCUGACUAAUCUAUAUGGUGUUGUCAACUUCUCAAAAGAAAAUAAUCUCAAAUACUCAGUUGUAAUUUAGUGAAUAUUCAGUGAGAGAGAGAGGCGUCCUGCGAGCACAAUUUAGUUAAAUUGUAAAAUAAUAUUAAUAUAGAUACGCUUCCACAGUUGAUAUUUCGCUCUUUAAAUAGACAAUUUCUUCGAUAUUUGAAGCAAACGGACAUACAGUUUAAAAAAAGAACUGAUCUUCAAAAAAGUAAAUCUCAAAAAUACUACAUUCCAUAUUUAAAUGGCUUGUUCAUGACCAAAGACAAAAAUUUAAAGAGGUUGUUUGUAUAUGUCAUCGUUUGCUUCAGAACCCAGUUAUUAUUAUAUUAUUAUACCUAAUUAUAAGUAUUAUGUAUCGUUAUUGUUUAUCUAUGAAUAUUAUUAUGUAUUCGAAUAAUAAUCUUAAAAUAUAAUAAUUCUUGUUUGUAUACUGCUAAUUCAUAUUCCCAAGUUUCAUAGUUAUAUGUCACAACCUAUUAUAUUUAUGUACAUAUUAAUGCUAUAAGAAUAUUAUUUUACAACAAUAAAGUUUAAUAUUUUUAUAGCAAUAAUGUACACAAGAAUAUUGAUAUUAAAUCGAAUAUUAUUGAAACAUGUAUCAUAAAUAUUUAGCUCUUAAAUAAUAAUUAUUAUAAUAAUCAUAUUUAUAAAACGGCCAGAGUUAAUGGCCAAUGCAUUGAAACUUUGAGAAUUGUAUAGAAUUAAUCACUGUAUCUAUAUUAUUUUUGAUUCUGGUCACAUUUUCCUAAUAAUAAUAAUAAUUUUGUAUAUCUAUUUCUUGUAUAUUUGUUUAGAAGAUGCGCUAAAGUUGUGUUUUUGUGCGGUCUCCGAACAAAAAGCGCUCUUACUAGUAUUACGAAGGGAACAGUAGUGGGGAAAGGAGCUUUGGCUAUGUGUACUGUGAAUUUGCGCUAUUCUGAAACUUGACUGCGAAAAUAUCUCUAGUAAACAAAUCGAUUAAUCAAUAAUCGAUACAAUGAGAUAUCGAUUAACAAGUUUACAGAAUAAGUAUGCUUCGUGUGACGGCUUAGUAGAUUUUGUAUGUGAAAAAUAAAAUUCUAGUUUUUUACAACAAACCUUUUUUAGCUUUAUUAUUUUUAAAGCUAAUUUCAAUGGUUCUGUUUUAAAAGUUCGUUUCGUUUUUUCAAAAGGGAAUGUUCCCCGGGGUUGAUGAUGGUGUUACAAGCUUUAAUAUUUCUUUGGAAAAGGUCUCAAAAAAUGUUAUUUAUGCUAUUAGAACAAUUUCGUGACGGUUGUCUGCUCGUUACCAAAUAUAUCAAUUGUAUAUCAUUUCGUAUGUGUAUUAGGCCGCUGUAAGGCCGUGUGAUAUUAAUGUAUAUUUAGGGUAGGUAUUAGCGCAUCGUGAACCGUGAAAUCGCGACAUUUUAUCUAUAUGACGUACAUUUUCUGAUUAGUUUUCUAAUUUUCGAAGAAACUACAGUCAUUCCGAGUAUUUUGAUGUCAAAGAUAUAUGUGUUUUUUAUCUUGUCUUAUAUUGACGUAUGUUCGUAUAGAUAAAGUUCCGUGAAAAGAAGUAAUAAAUCUAAAUGCAAGUUUCAUAAAAUUUAUUAUAGUUACUUCAUAGUCUGUCUGAAAACAUACAUAGUUAUUGAUAUAAAUAUUAUGUACUCUCGGAUAUUACUAUGUACUUGUGUUCCCAUUUAUUUGUUGUAUUUCCUUAUAUUAUUGCUUUGUUUAUAAUUGUUUUUAUCUAUUUAUAAACUUGUGUAUGUGAUUGCGCUUUUACUAAAGGCCAUUUUUACGUAAAGUUAGAAUAUUUACAUUGAUCAGUUCGAAACUAAAGAGCUUGUAACAAGAAAUGGUGCUGGCACCCGAAACUCAGUUUUGAAUUUCGAACUGUUUAUAAUUUGACAGAUGUUUGUUUUUAAAAGUCUGUUCUCUUUAUACGGAAGUGUUUUUGCUAUUCUUAAUUUUACGUAAAAGUAGUCGAAACUCUUUGCUAAGUAACUGUGAUUUGUGUUGUUUACCAUUAAGUUUGUUGUUUAUGCAUAAUAUUAGAUCAAUGUUUUUAGCUUUUAGUAUUAGAUAAUUAUUUCAAUAUUAUUAUACAAGGAUUAAAGGAUUAAUCAAUAGAACUUAAUAUGAAGACUAUUAUAUUAGGAUAGACGAAAAAAAAAACACAUUUAAUAAUAAUCAUUAUUUCGUGUGAAAUAAAUUGUCUAUAUCUCUUAAUUAUUGCCUUGUUGGGAAUAUUGUAAAGUGAAUGGUAUUGUAAAUUUAAUUAUUUACAAUAAAACUAACAAACUGAAUCUUGAUCUUGGGUUUUCCUACAACAACAUUUAUAAAAUAUAAAAAUCUCUUCUUUGGUAACUACAAAAUCGAUGUUUACAAUUGAUAUUAUGAAUUGGCUAUGAUCAUUUAUUUAUUAAUUGGUUAUUUAUUUUUGUUAAAUUAUUUUUAUAAACUAUGGUGAUCACGACUGUAUCUUCCGUUCUUAUUGUAUAAUAUCUAAAGUUUGUAUAGACGGACGAUAUUUGUUAAAAUCAUCUCAUCUUUGUAGUAUAAAUGUCGCUAUAGAUUUCAGAAUCUCGUUGGCCACACUAAUGAAUCCCCUAGCCAGCUAUAAUUGUUCUCCAUCACAUAGAGAAAAAUAAAAUAAAACAAAUACAUUUUACUUUACGGUUAUGUUAGUGUAUUUGAACUAAAACCUUAUGUAGGUACAUAUAAAAAGUCAUAGUAACUUUUACAGUCUUCGAAAUAAAGUUUGAAAUUCAACAAAGAUGGGAUGCUUUUAACAGUUCACUUUAGAAUUUCGGUCCCUUCCCGUAGGUACUCGUAAGUAUUACUAAGAACAAUAAUAAUAUUAAACGCUGUAUUAUGUAGAGAAUGUUUGAUUGUAAUGUUUUAGGCGUCGACAAGUAAAUGCGAUUAGUCGCACCGUAAUUGCACAGUCGCAGUUAUUUGUCGAGCUAGUCGCAAAAUAUUUUCUUGUAAUAGUGCGUGUCUCUUCAAUGUUGUUUUUUGCCGUUCUUGCCAACAUCCGUGAAAUCUAAAGGAUACUUACUAUCUUUUUAUUUUUAUUAUUAUAUAUUUCAAUGUCUAUGUCAAGAUUAAGAGUCUAAAAAAGAAUUUGAAGUAUUCUCUAGCAGAUCGUGAAAACACAAUUUGGUCUGUGUAAUAUCCAUAUUCAGUAAAAAUGUUUGAAAAAAGAAUUCUGGUAUUU
This is a messenger RNA of Spodoptera exigua (beet armyworm), 7757 nucleotides long. Lineage: Eukaryota; Metazoa; Arthropoda; Insecta; Lepidoptera; Noctuidae. The record is from the annotation of a GenBank genome assembly.